This is a messenger RNA of Phaeoacremonium minimum UCRPA7, 1305 nucleotides long. Its product is annotated as putative actin filament organization protein app1 protein. The coding region runs from base 1 to 1305 and encodes 434 amino acids. Gene Ontology annotation, cellular component: actin cortical patch. The record is from RefSeq and is a predicted model, not a curated record. Lineage: Eukaryota; Fungi; Ascomycota; Sordariomycetes; Togniniales; Togniniaceae. Gene Ontology annotation, molecular function: phosphatidate phosphatase activity. The transcript is spliced from 3 exons.
AUGAGCGCAUCAGGAGCUCCGCCAUCCUCCUCCCCCUCGUCCUCUCCGUCGUCGACCUCCACACUCUCCUACAUCGCCGACAUGCAGCAGAAGACUCGCAAGGCCAGAAGGUUCGCCGAGGCAGAGGCCGGUCUGCCCAAGCUGACGCCGCACUCGCCCCUCCGGAUGCUCAGCCCCGAGUACGCCAGGAAGGUCAUGUCUGUCCCCGUCAGCGACACCGUCUCCAACAUCCUCUCCUAUCUGGGCACUAAGAACCCCCUCCCCCAAGCUGUGCGCAAGGAUGAAGAGGUCUGGCUGCUCGACAACACCGCUUUCGUGUCCCCCACACAGCCCGGCCGCUGGGAGGCCGAGUUCAUCGCCUGCGUCUUCACUCAACAUGCCAGCUGCAAGGUUGCCGACGCCGUGCUGCAAGUUGCAAACACAAUCGGCCUCGCCGACGACGAAAAGGCAAAGCAGAUCAUCGAGAGCCGCAUCAUGCCCUUCCUCAUGGACAUCCAGCCUGGCAAACAGGUGCUGGCCCUGCACGGCGGAGAGACACAAUUGACUCUGGGACCCGGUGGGAGAAACGGCAUCAGCAGCGACAUUCGCUUUCUGCCUUCAGCCCCCGCCGGCAUGCUCGUGCCUUCCACCGCCGAAGUCCCGCAUGGAGCGACUGGGAUGCUUCACAUGAAAACCUUCUUCGCCGAGCCCGAGGGAUGGGGCGUCAUUUCAGACAUCGACGACACGAUUAAGAUCACUCAGACCAGUGACCCCAUCGGUAUCCUGCGAAGCACAUUUAUCGACGAGCCCACUCCCACCCCUGGUAUGCCCGAACUGUACAAGUUCCUGCAGUCGGAGCUCACAGCCACGGCGCCGUUCUUCUACCUCUCCGCAUCACCAUACAACCUGUACCCAUUCCUGCGCAAGUUUCGCGAACAGUACUACCCCCACGGCACGCUCGUGCUUCGCGAUGAGAGCUGGAUGAGCAUCCCGGGCCUACUGUCCAAUCUCACACUGGGGACCGAAAACUACAAGGCGGAGAGGAUGAAGAAGAUCCACAGCUGGUUACCGAGGAGAAAGAUGAUUGCCAUUGGGGACAGCACGCAGAGCGAUCCUGAGGCGUACGGUGAUAUAUACCGAGCUUUCCCAGACUGGAUUAAGAUUAUUCUGAUUCGCAAGGUAACGGACAUCGCAGCAAUUGGAAUCGAAUCCAAGAAUGAGCCAGAACGGUUCGAGAAGGCAUUCAAGGAUGUUCCACGAUCCGUGUGGCAUGUUUUUGAUGAUCCAGCAGAAUGCUACCAGAUCAUCCGAGAUACUGUCGCCUAA